This is a messenger RNA of Botrytis fragariae, 1407 nucleotides long. RefSeq names its product putative major facilitator superfamily transporter protein. Gene Ontology annotation, biological process: transmembrane transport. The transcript has 2 exons. Gene Ontology annotation, cellular component: membrane. Lineage: Eukaryota; Fungi; Ascomycota; Leotiomycetes; Helotiales; Sclerotiniaceae. The coding region runs from base 1 to 1407 and encodes 468 amino acids. The record is from RefSeq and is a predicted model, not a curated record. Gene Ontology annotation, molecular function: transmembrane transporter activity.
AUGGCGCUUCGAGACCCUCAACAUGUGUUUCCUAAGACAUCAUCAGAUGAGCAUUUAACCACGCACUCCGGGUCGAGUUCGUCAAGCACUGCUUCUGCAGAUAGAGAGGUCGUGCAUCUGACGCCGGAUUUUGAUUCGGAUGACGGGGCAGAUGAUAGUGAUGAUGAUUCGGGUUCGGAUUUGGAUUUGGAUAUGGGGAUGGGGAUGGGGAUGGGGAUGGGGAUGAGGGGUGGAGAGGGUAUACAGAGUGAUAGUUAUAAGAUGCAGAGAUGGCAGCCGGUGGAUAGGGAAAAGGGAAAGUUUAAAGAAGUUCAAAAGGCGGAUUUCGAUUUGGAUAAUGAUAAUGAUAUGGAUUCUGAUGAGGAUGCUUAUCGUGAUGAGACUGAUCGGAGGAGGGGUAGUUUCUCGACAGUACAAUCAUAUCAGUUAUAUACGCCAGAUGAAGAACGAAUCGUGGUGAGAAAAUUCGACAGGAAAUUGGUGGUUUUUGUUGCGUUGUUAUAUAUGUUAAGUUUUCUGGACAGAUCGAAUAUCGGAAAUGCGAAAAUAGCAGGUCUAGAACGAGAUUUACAUUUAGAUUCGAAUAAAUAUGAAUGGGUUAUCACGGCAUUUUAUAUCGCAUAUAUAUGUUUCGAAUGGAUGAGUAUAUUAUGGAAGAUUAUACCGGCGCAUAUCUAUGUAACGGUUAUCGUCCUCUCAUGGGGGAUCAUCGCAUCGUUACAAUCUAUCGCGACAUCUUUUGCAGGACUACUCGUUCUUCGAACAUUAUUGGGGAUCGGAGAAGCUGGAUUCACAGGAAUACCAUUCUAUCUAUCUUUCUUCUUCAAGAGAGAAGAAUUGGCAUUUCGGACAGGAAUUUUCUUAAGUGCGGCUCCUCUCGCAACUUCCUUUGCAAGUUCUCUAGCAUGGGGAAUUGUAAAACUGGGUGAACGUUCCCCAAUUGCACCAUGGCGACUUUUAUUCCUCGUGGAGGGAUUCCCUAGUGUUCUGGUGGCACUAUUCGCAUGGCAUCAUAUUCCUGAUAGUCCCAAUACGGCUUCUUACCUCACUACCCGCGAGAAGAAAAUUGCGCGUCUACGUCUGCGUCAUGAAGUUACUUCCUCCCCCAAUUCCAAAACGAAACCAUCAUCCGGUCUCAAAAUCAAGGAAGUACUUCUUACUUUCCGCGACCCGAAAGUUUACCUCACAGCCCUCAUGUUUUUCUUCUCCAACAUGGCUUUCAGCAGUAUGCCCAUCUUCCUCCCCACCAUCCUAACUCACAUGGGGCAUUCUCCCUCAACCUCCCAAGCCCUCUCCGCACCCCCUAUCUCCUUUCCUUCCUCUCCGUCCUCCUCACCUCCUACCUCUCAGAUAAACUCCGCUCUCGCUCUCCCUUCCUCAUCUUCCACGCUCUGCUCUCUUCCCUAG